Cyphomyrmex costatus is the source of this 652-nucleotide messenger RNA. RefSeq lists its product as uncharacterized. The transcript has 4 exons. The record is from RefSeq and is a predicted model, not a curated record. Bases 194 to 604 code for a protein of 136 amino acids. NCBI's taxonomy places the organism in Eukaryota, Metazoa, Arthropoda, Insecta, Hymenoptera, Formicidae.
ACACGAGCGCGAUUGUGGCAAAAUGCUACGAGAGAGAAAGAUAUAUAUAUACACUAUCUUCGUCUAUUAAUUCUAACCUUAAUUAAAAAUAGUAAUAUUGCAAUAAUUCAGCUGUCAAAGGAUACGCAAUGAAAAGAUUUCUUAAAAAUCCUGAACGAUGAGUUAUAUGGGUAAAAAAUGUUAACCGAGAAGAAUGCGGGUACCGACAAACAAUUCACUUUUUUGUGAAGUUCAUUUUGCUCCAGAGAUGUGGCAACAAAGAGCUGAUGGUAAAAAAAAGUUAAAAUCAGAUGCUAUUCCGACAAUAUUUGGCUUUUUUAUCAAGAAGCAAAAUAAAUCAAUAGAGGAAAUGGACAAUAAUACGCAAAUUAUAGAAUUUAUCAAUGAUUCCAAAAAUGAUAAUGUUCAAAAUAAGGAACAAAUUAUUAUAAUUGAUAAUUCUGAGCCAGAUAUUUCAUCGAUACCAUGCAUUUCGCCUACAAUGGAAUCAAAUAGAAGUGAAGUACAAAUUUAUAGCAUCAAUAAUACAGAAUCUAUUGAAUUAAUCAAUGAUCAUUUAAUAAAGGAUGUCCAAAAUAAGGAACAACAGGUUUGUAUAAUAUAAUUACUGUACUACAGGUAUUAUAAAAACACAGUUAUUACAUAUGAACAG